This is a messenger RNA of Exophiala spinifera, 876 nucleotides long. RefSeq lists its product as uncharacterized. The record is from RefSeq and is a predicted model, not a curated record. Lineage: Eukaryota; Fungi; Ascomycota; Eurotiomycetes; Chaetothyriales; Herpotrichiellaceae. The transcript is spliced from 3 exons. The coding region runs from base 1 to 876 and encodes 291 amino acids.
AUGCCACAAAACUUGCAUUGGGUUAGCUACAAUGGCGAUACUGGUCGGAAAGAUUCUCAGCAGCGAUCCCAAAUAAAUUCUUUCCUUAACCGCACAAAGAGCAGACAGAAGUAUGAGCGCUUACGGCUGGGCCCCUCCCUAGCUGUGAACUGGGAGGCUGGCCGAUCUCGCUAUGGUCACGAUGAGCAACCAUCUUUACCACCAAAGACAAGCCCUGAAAAUGUCCUUCCCUUGGGUAUCUGGAGACAAGAGUUACCAAAGUCUACCAGAGCGACCUCGAAUCGCCACAGGUCCAAAGAUAAUGACCAUAAGAGCACGGCGAUAGUUUCGAUCGAGAAUCAUUACAUCACAUCGAAUCCUGUGGAGCCUUUCGGCGCGAUGGCCGUUGAGAUUAAGCCUGAGUGGUACACUGGCCUUGAGUAUUGGAUCUAUGGUUUUGAUCCAGCCAUUUGUCGGCAGCAAAGGGUUGCCGGAAUCUACAGCGCUUCCCGGGCUGGGCAUUUUGCGCUGAGAUUUCGUAACGAAGCUUUAUUUCAUGCGACAAUGGCCGUGGCGUAUAACUCGUUCGACAAUCUCAGUCAUUCCUACGAUGCCCAAGCUCCUUCGAUCAGAGUUUUGUAUCAUCGUGGAAAGGCACUCUCCUCUCUGUCCGCUCAGCUCACUAGCAUGCAAAUAAAGUCAUCAGUGAUAUUUCAAACAAUUCUCAACCUUAUGGUCGUUGAUUCCACUUGGCUAGAUUUCGACUCUCUCAGCAAGCACCAGGUUGGCUUACGCAGCUUAGAGCGCUUGGAACUAGAAGAUCCCGUUUGGAGCAAAAUCCUUAAGAGGCUUAUGGAGACGUACAUGCCGAAUGUUUUGUGGAUCGAAAACAUCUAA